AUGGCUGGAAAACCCAAGUUGCACUAUGCUAACGGGAGAGGGAAGAUGGAAUCCAUCCGUUGGCUGCUUGCAGCAGCUGGAGUAGAGGUUUGUGUGCCCAUAAAAGGAAGAGGCGGGGCAAUGCUGGGUAGAUGAACCAACAAUGGCCAAAAUAAAUAGCCUCUUCUGCACAGGAAGCAGAAGAUGCCACAGAUGUCUUAUCAACAUAACUGUGUGUGCGCAUGUUCCUGUAUAUAUUCUUAUAUGCAUUUAUAUAUGUGUGCUUCAGCUCAGGAAAACUACUGAAGCAUAUGAUGAAAUAGAGUGUAGUCUUUCAAAAAUAUGCUCCUGCUUAUGUCACUCAAGCAGUGAAGCCAAUUUCCACCCACUUUUAAGGGUGUGGUUUUCUCAAUUCUGGGCGCUCAUACGCUGUAUGGGAAAUAUCCGUCCCCAGAAAGCAAACACUUUGGCUGACAAUUAAAAGACCAUUUUUUCAUAUUGACUCAUACAGCGGAAGCCAAUGCAUGUUCACUUAGAUGUGAGUCGCACUCAGCAGAUAUAGGACUGCAGCAUCAAUCAUCUGCUAGGGAACCUGCAGCUAUAUUUUAGAAUAUAUAAUUUCCAAUGUAAUAGAAAUGUCACCAGUAAGAGAGGUGAAUCAUAAUGCAGUUAUACCUCAGAAGUCGAACGGAAUCGGUUCUGGAAGUCUGUUCGACUUCCAAAACAUUCAGAAACCAAGGCGUGGCUUCCGAUUGGCUGCAGGAAGGCACAGAACCCACGUCGGACGUUCGGGUUCCAAAGAACGUUUGCAAACUGGCCAAACUGUUCAGCUUGCAAAGUGUUCGACUUCCAAGGUACGACUGUAUUCCACAGCUACAGAAAGAGGGCCAAGGGGAAUUGGAUGUCUGGCAAUGGUUCAGAGUCCUCCGUCUGGGUCUUAUUUCAAUGGGUUGAAUGGCUUGUCUUUUGAAGACAUUUUUAGGAAUAUGCUUAUAUGAAUAGCGUGGCUAAUCUGCACAAUGAAAACAAAAAUAGUAAAGAAAAUAUGCAUUGUGUAGAGUCUGAGCAUUUGAUUUCUGCAAAGACAAAGAGCCCAUUUUCACCCAACCACUGCUUCUCUAAUAGAAAUCAGUUCAAAUGAAGGGUACGGAUUGAGAAAAAUGAAAUUUAAAAGCUGUACUGCAUCUUGCAGUUUUUCAAAAAUUCCAAGAAGCAUCAGCUGCUCUUAAACUAAAAUAAAAGAUAAGUAUCUGUUAAUUAUUCUCUGCAAGGUCAGCAAAGACUUGUAAAGUUAGGAUAUAUAGAUAUAUAUAUAUUGGCUGCUUUGUUUCAGUUUGAAGAAGAAUUUAUAGAGAAAAAGGAAGACUUGGAAAAAUUACGGAAUGGUAAGUCUAUAGGUGAAAGUGUUGCCCGCAUGCAACUGCUUUAAAGACUGGCUCUGCAGUGACUGAAUCUGUUAAAAAUAAAAACCACUUUGUCCUGGGGUCCAUGUCAGUGUCUACACAUAGUUAUUUUCAGGGGUGAGAUUGGUUCAGCCUUCCCUUGAACUAGAAAAACAAUAGGGAAUUUAGAUUUAGGGAUGUUGAAGAAUUUCAAGCAAAGUGGAAAUGGGAGGGGAAAUUGCCAGUGUUUGCUUAUUUGUCUAAUGUCCAGAAGAGAAAUCAAUCCAGUUAAUGGGAUUAAGCCUGGAUAGCUUAGUUGGUUAGAGCAAGGUGUUGAUAAACCCAAGACUGCAGGUUCCCCGUGUGGGACAGCUACACAUUCCUGCAUUGCAGGGGUUUGGGACAAGAUGAUCCUCAGGGUCCCUUCCAACUCUACAAUUCUAUGAUUGGUAUGCACUGUUGUUGCUUUCUGUCCACAGACAAUAAAUAAAUGAUUGUGCCAUUCAUUCAUUCACUCAUUUAUUCAUUCAUUUCCUACCCUUCACCAUAAGGUCCCCGGGUGGGUUACAACAUUGAAACACAACAUUAAAAACAAUUUGAAACAAUGUAUACACACAUGAAGGGACGCGGGUGGCGCUGUGGGUUAAACCACAGAGCCUAGGACUUGCCGAUCAGAAGAUCGGCGGUUCGAAUCCCCGUGACGGGGUGAGCUCCCGUUGAUCAGUCCCUGCUCCUGCCAACAUAGCAGUCUGAAAGCACGUCAAAGUGCAGGUAGAUAAAUAGAUACCGCUCCGCCGGGAAGGUAAAUGGCAUUUCCGUGUGCUGCUCUGGUUCGCCAAAAGCGGCUUAGUUAUGCUGGCCACAUGACCUGGAAGCUGUACGCCGGCUCCCUUGGCCAAUAAAGCGAGAUGAGUGCCGCAACCCCAGAGUCGGUUAUGACUGGACCUAAUGGUCAGGGGUCCCUUUACCGUUUAUACACACAUGAGAUGUAUACACACAGAGACACACAUUUGUGUUGUGCUUCCUUUGUAUUAGAAGGAAUGAGAUGGCGUAAUAUAACGACAAUAUGAUUUACACAAUGAGUUAUGUAAGUCACGUAAUUUCGCCAAUGGUGAACAGAAUAGAAAUAGCGCAUGGAACAAAUACAGGGUGGAAAUAAAACGAUGCCUUUCCAUGUUCCUAUUUGAGCUGUGCAGACCAAAAGGAAGGCAGAUUUUCCUGAAGAAAGAUCUGUAUCAGAGACUUAAUACACCAUUUUUAACUUUCAAAGAAGGCAGUCUGAAUCGAUCUGAAGUAUUGGUUUAAGCUGCUUAAGUUGGUAAGGACUGAAUCACUUAUCCCACACCCACCCCCUUUUUUAAAGAUGGACAGCUCCUGUUUCAGCAAGUGCCCAUGGUGGAAAUGGAUGGGAUGAAGAUGGUGCAGACGCGAGCUAUUCUCAGCUACAUUGCAGCAAAGCACAACCUCUACGGGAAGGACCUGAAGGAGAGAGCACUGUACUUAUGAACAUGUAGAAUUCACUCUAGGUCUAUUUUUUGAAUAGAAAGCCAGCUCUUGACAGAAGCUGAAAAUAUGGAAUGUAUGCACUGAACUGCAAACAUCCAGCUAUCUUCCUGCUUUUGCAUCUCUGUAUUCCUAGAGCUAGAGCUAGCUAUGUCACAGUGUGACUCUUACAAGGAAAUUUAGGCUAUAGCUACUUGGGGAGGAAAACCGUGCCAUAACAUGGUAAUGGCAAGCUUAACAUAACUGUCAACUUUCCAACCAUGUAUGGAAGAUGCCAGAUUGAAUAUCAGAAAAUGGAAAGACAUUGCAUAUGUUAUUUAUAAUACAGUAUUAAUUAUUCUCUUAUUUCUGUGUAAUUAUGAUAUGCUCUAAUUAUAUUUAGAUUGACCUGUACUUUCACGAUAAUAAUUGGGUGGUAAUUUCUUGUCUGAGGAUAUGCAACAUUAAAAUGGGAAAACGGGAAGCCACGGGGGGGUUAUUGUUGUUGUUGUUUAGUCAUUUAGUCAUGUCCGACUCUUUGUGACCCCAUGGACCAGAGCACGCCAGGCACUCCUGUCUUCCACUGCCUCCCACAGUUUGGUCAAACUCAUGCUGGUACCUUCGAGAACACUGUCCAACCAUCUUGUCUUCUGUCGUCCCCUCCUCCUUGUGCCCUCAAUCUUUCCCAACAUCGGGGGGGGGUAGGAAGUCUAAUAGGAAUAGAUGGAGAAAAUAUGUAGAAUAUGCGUAUAUGUAUUGAAAUUUGGGAAAAAUGAAAAAUAAAAUAAUAGUAAUAAUAAUAAAGCAAAAAGGGAAAGAAAUAAGAGAAACUAACAAAACAAACCCUGAAAGUAACUGUGCUAAUGGCUUCUUUCAGGAUUGACAUGUACGUGGAAGGAACAACUGAUCUGAUGGGGAUGAUAAUGACGCUCCCUUUCCAGCCCCCUGAGAACAAAGAAAAGCAGACCAGCCUAAUUUUUGAGAGGGCCACAACCAGAUACUUCCCAGUUUAUGAAAAGGUAAGGGAUUGUCAGGUAGCAACGUAGAAUGUGCAGCUAGAUAUCGACUGCUGAAGGUGUAUGGGGAGAACCAUCCAUAGCAGCAGCAAAAUUCUGAGGAAGCACUUAAAUGUGGAAUAGUAAACCUACAAGUCUACCAACUUUUUUGGGGAGGUAGUACAACUCUUGCCCCAACCCCAGAGUCGUCUGCGACUGGAGUUAACUGUCAGGGUUUCUUUACCUUUACCUUUUUUACAACUCUCCUAAUUCCUGACCAUUGGCCAUGCUGGCUAGGGCUGAUGGGAGUUGGAGUCCAGCAAAUAUUUGUUUUCCCACCCCAGAUGUCAAGUUCCAAUGCUACUGAGUGUCGCGUAUUCCUCGCAGAACGCUCAGAGUCCCAGGUUCUUUAGUGCAGUCUUGUUUAAUGUGAGCUAAAUACAAAUAUUUACAAAAGCAGUUCAUACAGAGUACCUGCACCUUGAGGCAAACGAAGACUCUACACCACUCCACCACAGCACCACCACAAUUACUGUUGAACAGGCUUUUCUUUUAAAACAGGUGACAGCCAAUCACAUUACUGCUGAGUCAUUCUGACCCAGCACUUCACAGAGUAUUGCAUCAGCCUGUUGCAAACUGAAGCCUGAAGACUUACUCAGCACCCUGUGAAUCCCAACACUGAGCAGAGGAUCACAGCAAUGAGGGCCUUUCAGUGUUAUGCAGUGGGAUACAUGCAGGUGUGUAAAAUGUAUACAGUGGUACCUCGGGUUACAUACGCUUCAGGUUACAGACUCCGCUAACCCAGAAAUAGUGCUUCAGGUUAAGAACUUUGCUUCAGGAUGAGAACAGAAAUCGUGCUCCGGCGGCGCGGCAGCAGCAGGAGGCCCCAUUAGCUAAAGUGGUGCUUCAGGUUAAGAACAGUUUCAGGUUAAGUACAGACCUCCGGAACGAAUUAAGUACUUAACCCACUGUAUUUGAAUGAAAAAGCCAAGUGGCUGCUCUCAUGGGACAGUCCCUGCCUGCCUCUCAGCCUUACAUGUCUGAAACACAAAAGAAGCAGAAAUAAUCCACAAGGAGCCUCUGUUGCCCAGUCUGAGCCAGGGGUCUACAAACCCUCAACACUGACUUCUAUUUCUUUGUAUGCCACAGGUUUUAAAAGAUCAUGGACAAGAUUUCCUUGUUGGUGGGAAGUUCAGCUGGGCAGAUGUCCAUCUGCUUGAAGCUAUUCUGAUGGUCGAAGAGAUGAAGCCUGAUGUUCUUUCUGCAUUUCCUCUGCUGCAAGUGAGUGAACUAGGACAUGUUCUGAGAAAUGAGAUGGAACGGAAACUGUAAGACUGUGUGUAUUCACAGAGUGCAAAUACAGCAACUGGAUAAACGUCAGUCAUAGGAGUGUGUUGCACUUAGCAUGUCAUCAUCUCGAUGAUGGUGAUUAUGGUGGUGUAUGAGAGCAAGUCCAAGUGGCCAUCUGGGGGAUAUGUCUUAUGUCAGGCAUCUGGAAGUUUCUGUGGAGCAGGCAUCUAGACUUCUGCAUCUACUUUGCUUGAUGAUAAAAGUGCUUCAUCUCCUGGCUAGAAUUGCCUUAGUUUGAUGCAUUACAAGACAACCUGACCAAAAAAAGGCUCACCGGAUUAUAAAGGUGGAGGCGGGGCUUGUAGAAAGACUAUAGAGAAAGUUCAGAUUUCACAUGUGGCUUGAGGACCAUGGGACAAUAGGACCACAGAUCUUCUCCUUCCCAUAGGUGAUUGAAUGUGAAAAUUAUUGUUACUGUGUUCAUUAAUCAGUCAGAAUCUAUUUGUUUGUGUGGGAAUGUUCAGGGAUGCAGGAGAGGCUAUAUUGUCUGAUAAUAGCCUUUCCAACUUGUGUUAACAAGUUCACAAUUUAGCAGAGUAACAUUCCCCUUUUUAAACUUGCAGCAGAUGCGUUUGCUCAGGCUCACUAAAGCCUCUAUAAUAACUGUUAUUAUUGGCUGGAGCCAAGAGAGCAUCUUUGGCUAAGCAGAUGUUGCUUCUUCGAUGCAUGUAGUCAAAACGAGAGGGAGAUGACUGCCCUGCCCUGUGCUUUUGUCGUUACCUGCACAGGUGAGGCCAUGCCCACUUCCAGUCACAGGAAGUUUACCUGCUGGCUGGAAAAACAUUCCUCCCCAUGUGUAAACUUGUUCACUCUAGGAAUGUUGUACUUUACUGCUCUUGUGUUUCACAUCCCACAGUUUGAAGGAAUGGGAUUUCUAUUACAAUCAAACCAGCCUUUUACCCAAUUUUAUUUUAUGAAUCAGAAAUAAAUAGGGAAGGGAGCAAAUUGAGACCCCCCCCCACAUUACUAAUAACCCCAUGUAGUAUUUAUGGUUUUUUUAAAAAAAAUCUUUUUAUUAACACAUACUGCACUACUUCAUUAAUUUAGACUCAUGGGCUUAAUUUUUUCUAUAUGGUUUUUGAAUGCUUGAAAAACAAGGUACUGCUUAUUAAUGAACAGAUAGAUUGCUUUUCAAAAUUCCUCCAUCAAAUGACCAUUUAAAAACUUUGUGAUUUUUAACUUUUAUCCUAUGAUAAAAGAACUGCUUGGAAUGACAUAAUCUUCAACACAUUUCUAGAAAUAAUAAUUAUUAUUACUAAACAUUUAGAAAAAUCUAAAAUUUUCAAAGCACUGCGCACAUAUUGAAAGUAAAAAUGGCCCUUGCCCCCAAGCUUGCAAUGAUACACAUGAUACAAAAGGGGAAAGGAAUGGGAAGGGAAGAGGAAAGCAAACAUUUGAAGCCAAUGGAUGGGGCCAGGCCCAGUGGCAGAGGAACCCUCUCUGGCACCUGGGGUGGUACAGCCCGUACAGACUGAGCAUGUGUGGCAUCUCGCGCGUGUGCACUCCUUAUGGAAUGCCGCACAUGCGCAGUCCAUAUGGGCUGCCACUCGCACACGGCAACCAUACGGGCUGCUGCACAAGCAGUAUCCCGUACGGACAGCGCACGAGAGCAGCAGCCCAUAUGGAUGGCACACGCCCUUUGCUGCUCUACACCCACCUUCCUACACUCCUGGCCAGGCCGGUCUUCUUCUCCAAUAUGUGAACUGCAUUUUUGUGUGUUAUUACCUUUAGUACUAAGUACCUAAGUACGUUAGUACCUAGUACCAUCUGUGUUAGUACCUUUUUCUUAGAAGUGCUUCUUGUUUUUCAAUAUAGGACGUGAAGGCAAGGGUAAGCAACAUCUCCACAAUUAAGAAAUUCUUGGAGCCAGGCAGCCAGAGGAAAUUUGAAUUAGACGACAAGGCUCUCCAAGAGAUCAGGAAGAUUUUCAACAUCUGAGAACAUCUGCUAUGAAGAUCACUACAAAUACUGGCAUGAUUUUAACAAAUCUGUAUGACUUCUCUCUUACCAGUUGGAGGAUUAACAGUGUAGUCCUAUUCAUGUCUAUUCAGCAUUAGUUCCAUUUGAAUUCAGCGUAGCUUACUUCUGGGUAAAUGCAGGUAUAGGAUUGGAGCCUAAAUCCGUAAAAUAGUAUUUCCUCUUGGUUCCAUAGUCUCAAAUGCUUUUGAUUGCAAACUCUUGAAAAAUGUAGUAAAUGAGAACUCUUUUGUGAAGAUUCUGAGGCCUCCUUUAGAUAUUAGUCUAAUGCAACCUUUCCAAACCUGGUAUGAUACCUUCCAGGGGUUUUGGACUAUAGUUCCCAUCAGCCACAGCCAGCACGGCCAGCAGUCAAAGAAUAAAAUUGCCAAAGUCAACAAAUAUUUGAUAUUGUGCAAGGAUUUUUUUUCAGCCGGAACUCACUGGAACUGAGUUCCACCACCUCUCUGGUGCAUUCCAGAGUUCAAAUGCUACUGAGUAGAGGAUCACGAUAAUGGCACUGUGUAAAUCCACAAAAGGAGAUGAUGAUAAUACUGUGUGAUGGUACAAUAAAAUGAAAUAAAGCAUUCUACAGCUUUUGUACUUCAGUGCCAUGUUUUACUUGAGUAGUCAAUAACAUGUCUGUUCUGUCAUGACUAGUUCCUGUUGUGCUUUGCGUAGAUGUGACGGGAUCUGUGUGGUCCUGCUGGAUCAGAGGCAAGCAAAAGAUAUCCUAUUAACGUACUCCCUGCCAGAAAAUGACCUGUUUUCAUAGCCUUCUACAGCAAUUAGUCUGACCAGCCAUAGCAGCAAUUCUUUACCAGUCCACCAUGCUAUCCUCAAGGAACGUUCUUCUCAGUUUUAUGAUUUGUCACAAAUUUGUCAAAGCCAGACAACAAAUAUGUGAUUUUCACUUGAUCAUCCGGAUCAGGUAUCUUACAUAACAAAUCAAGAAUAAUUUCUGGAUUGCCUGUAGAAAUCCAGUUUUGCAUACCUUUAAUUGUAGUGAUCUAUUCAGCCCAACCCCCAUCAAAAGGUGGGUGGGACCAACAGGGAAGCCCUGUGUAUUUGACCUUUUCCUGUAUUUUGUGGCUAGCAGCUGCAACCAGAGACUGCAGUGGCCUCCUGCCCAGUUAUACAAAGGUUUCAGUUGAAUAUACAGUACUAAGACCAGGAAUGUUUGCCCUUGGUGCAGCAGUACAGAUAUACAAUAAACCGAGUUGCAUCAUGUUACGCAAGCGUGAGACAACCUUUCCCAUUGUGAAUUAACUUUGCGUGACUGAUUUGUUGUAGGUGAAAAGUCUCACGAAAGGCAGAGUAAGUGUUUUUCUAUUUGCAAUAGGGAGUUUCUGCUACAGAUAAGCUGUUCUCUCAGAAGGUGGAGCUUCUGAGCUUUUAUAACCUGAGCCACACAAGUUCGGGGCUCACUCUGCUUGAGAAGAACUUCCACUUGUUCAGGACUUGCAGCAGGUUAGUAUUCUAAGGUAGAUGAUUGCUUUGGAGAGUCAUUGCUCAAGAGCAACACCCUGGACAGAGGAGUAGUGCAGGGACAAUUUCCAAAGACCUCACCUCUGCCCAAAGGUUUUCUUCUUCUUACCCGCAGAGUACAAAAGGUUUGUGGGUUGGGGAGGGGGGAUACUGUAAUCCUCAGACCUGUAAUCCUCAGAACAGAGACAUUUCCCUUUGGACAGACCAAAGGCAGGAGCUGGGCAGUGGGCAGAGUUCUAAAAAUAAUAUGGGGUUGGUCUUUGUUGCACCUCAGAGGAAAAAGAAAUCUUGGGUAAGAAUGGGAGAGAAAUUAGAUUCAUUUUUAAAAUAUUAACUCACCAAAUUUCAUUUCCCAAAAACAUAGCUAUCCCUUGAAAUUUGACUGCAGUUCUCCAGCCAAACAAUGUGUAAAAACACAUAUGGUGAGGUAAAAUGUGCAUAUAAAUGCAUAUAUUAUUGAAAGGAAUGUAGAAAAUGGGUGUGGUUAUCCAGGGUUGAGGAGGGUGUAGAUGCCAUCCAAUUAUCUUAGGGACUCCAGUCUGGAUUUGCUUAGGGUUUACUCCUUAGCCUUUUCUUCUUCCUAGGAUAUCCCACAGGGCAAUGGAGGUUUAGGGUCAGAGGCUACCUCCUCCUAGAUGGGUUACCUUCCCAGAUUGAUGAGCCCCACCUGCCCCUCACUUCCCUCUACAGCAUGUGCAGAAACCGCCUUCUUGACCCUUGGACCCACUGUUGGUCUCAUCCCUCAACCUGCCAGAGCCUGUCCUUGCGUAGAGGGGAGGUGCCUAACUCACAUGGGUUUGAGACCCACCAGCUAUCCUUACCUGGUUUAGCCAGCCAGUCAAAGAGGUGGUGCUUCAGAUGUGAUUCAUCACUACAAAGUCCCAUCAUCCCUGGCGGCUGGCCAUGCUGGAAAGCCAUGUGCCCAAACUUGCCUGAGGAGAUGAGAGGCAGCUGAUGGCAAUGGCAAUGGUGCAAGUACGAGGGGGAAGUUACAAUUUUGUGGCUCUGGGAACAUGGACCAUGGCUGUCCAAGAGGGGGUGAUAGUCAUAUAUUAUGGGUAGGCAAACUAAGGCCCAGGGCCCAGAUCCGGCCCAAUUGCCUUCUAAAUCCGGCCCACGGAUGGUUCGGGAAUCAACAUGUUUUUACACGAGUAGAAUGUGUCCUUUUAUUUAAAAUGCAUCUCUGGGUUAUUUGUGGGGCAUAGGAAUUCAUUCAUUUUUUUUUUCAAAAUAUAGUCCGGCCCCCCACAAGGUCUGAGGGACAGUGGACCGGCCCCCUGCCGAAAAAGUUUGCUGACCCCUGUCAUAGAUUGUUGUGGUUUUUUAAACUCUUGCUUCCUAUUUUAUCUGUGCAAUAAUAUGCUACAUCUGCUUGUGCUCCAUGAUUAUGAAAAAGAGUUUGUUAAAAAAAAUAAACCAGAAGGCUUUAUUUAGUAUGAAAUCUUUUCUUGCUGUAAGCAAUCACGAGAGCACCAUUUUGAACAGUUGUCCUGCUCUGCAGUGGUUUCCCUAUCAAACAUGACCUCGCAAUCUAUCUCUCUCUGUCUCUCAUCAUAACAGGAAAGCAAACACUUAGGAACAUGGCUGGGAAACCUAAGCUUUACUACUUCAAUGGAAGGGGCCGAAUGGAAAGCAUAAGGUGGCUGUUGGCUGCAGCAGGAGUCGAGGUUGGUUUGUCUUCUCUGACAAAGCACCUUUCCCGCACCCCCAAAAAAGAAUCAAGGGAACUGUUGUUUUUCCAGCAUUCUUAUAUUUCAGGCAGUUUCCAAAUUUGGGUCCAGCAUUAUCAUUUGUGAGUGAGGUGCCUGCUUCAGGCGGGGGAUUUUAUCUAUCCUGGAAGGGGCAGCUAAUUGAUGAGUUAUCUUCAUUCAUUAUUAUUGUACUUUUGCUGCUAAGUAGGGGGGGAGGAGACAUGAUUGUGUGGACAGGCGGAGUCACCCAAACCCUGGGCGGCCCCCGUGUGGAAUAACGACUCAAGACAACGUGCUAUGGGAUUAAAAUUGGCCACAACUUUAUUAUGUUUCAGAUGUGGGUAGACCUUGGCUCAGGCAUUGGACGUUUAUCCCUCUCAGUCCCCCACCAGGGAUCUGGGGAACAUCAGGGUUAUCCAGUGGGGGGGGAUGGGCUGGCUCUGGAGAACAUAUGUUCAAGCAGAGAGAGCCUGCCCCUGUUACGCCGCCGUCGCAAGGAAAGCAAUGACAACCUCCAGGCAUACGGCCGAAGCCUCCCCUCAAACAACCCCUUUAAUGGGGAACCCUGGAAUCGCCGCCACAAAGAGAAGGGGGGCAUGAGUCACCGCUGAACGCCCCCCCCCAUUUAGGGAAGAUAGACUAAAGGAUUCCGCCCAAGGCCUGAUACUGCCAAAGUUGUGACGUUUUGAUACAGGAAAGCAGAACAUGCCAAUGCAGGAGAAUUCCUUUCCGACCCUUCAACAGCGACCUUGACAUAGUAGCACCUGCAUACCUGUGAAGAAAAGGUUAACCUGCAAAAGAAGUCUUAACUGAUGGUGGGUAGGGUGGGAGAAGCUCUGGAGCCAACUGACAAUUCCCAUGUAAGAUCCUCCCCCUACUGUGUGGGCAGGUGGUCCCUCCCCCUAACUGGCCUGAUCACCUUGGCAACGCCUCCCCAGGCGGGAUUGGGCAACUGGCUGAGGUAGGCAGAGACCUCCAGGUAUCCCACUUGGGGAAAGCCAAGCCAAGCCUGUGCUAAUGGUGCCACAUAGGGUCCAGGGGGCUUCACAUGACCACGCAAAGAGCACCCCCAUUUAAUGUGGGGAGCGGUCAUUGUGGGAUUUACUGCUUCAAGUGCUAAAAUGAUAUGACUAGCCUGUAGUACUUGAUUUGUGCAUGGGAAACAUUUGUUGUUCUGUCCCAGACAGAGAAGAUUAUUGGGUGGGCUGGCCCGGAAUUCGGCUGUGAAAGGGGAGUUUUCAUCAAAUUUUGAAAACUUGAAAGGCCCUGUGUCAUUUUUGGAGCCUGAAAUUAUUUCAUGAGACCCUUGAAAUAUUCUGCCUCUUUUAUUUUUUAGUUUGAAGAACAAUUAAUUGAGACCAAAGAAUAUCUAGAAAAAUUAAAGCAUGGUGAGUAUGUUAUCUGAGUAUCAGUGGGACUGUCUUCUAGUACAGUAAAGCCUUAUAGUCUUAAUACCAGGGGUUUUCAAAGUGGACUUGUUUCUCCAGUUCUGCAUUGUGCACACUUUCAGGCAGGAAUAUGUGUCAAUACACAGUUGUGAUCUAGUUAUAUUGCAUUUUUCUCUCUUCUUUGAAAGAAAAGAGUUUUCCAGAUACCCACAACACAUACCACUCAACUCUGCAUUGUGCAGAAUGGUUUGCUUGUUUUUUAGCUGGAGAACAGAAGUAGCUUAAAUAACAUACAAAACUAGUUUCCAAUGUGUGAUUGCUGUACUAAUUUAACACAUGUUCUGCAAAAGGGUUUUGAGGGAAAAGCAGAGGCAAACAUGAUUAUCGCAAAGGCUCAAUGUAAAAGUAAAGUCUCAAAAUCAAAGCAUGGCUUGGGAGAUGCUCCUGAAAAUUUACUUUCCAUAGUAAUUACCUGGGAGGAUGGACUGAUUUUUCAUCUUCCUUUCACAAGGUGGAGACCUGCUCUUUCAGCAAGUGCCCAUGGUGGAAAUGGAUGGGAUGAAGAUGGUGCAGAGCCGAGCUAUUCUCAACUACAUUGCCGCCAAAUAUAAUCUCUCUGGGAAGGACGUGAAGCAGAGAGCAUGGUACUGUAACAUUCCUUUAAGUUUGGUUACUAAAUGCAUACUUUGGUUUGCUGUACAUGAUAUAACAUCAUCUCUGGUCUGUCAUAUGAUCUACUGAUGAGUUAUGAGUCAGCAUGUUUCAUCUCUACUGUCAGAUUGGGCAAGAAAGGGUCCAAUAUGAGGUAAUUUGACCUCUCAGUCCCAGCAAAGUUCAUGUGGACUGGUUCAUUUGAAAUCAAUGAAUUUUCAUGUAAUCCCAAUAGGAGAUUGGGAGGUCAUUGUCCCUUCCCAAUGUUUUUUUUUGGGGGGGGGGUUUCAUGCAAAUGUAUAAAAUUGAUUUUUGAUAUAAGGCUUUCUUUAUAAAAGGUCUAACUGGUGAAGAUCACUAUACUGGAAAGCACAUUAUAGGGGCUUUUGUUGCAUAGAAAGAGGCUUUUUCCAGGGAAAAUGCCCUUUCUCCAACAUACAGGAUCAUUGUACUUGUUUUUCUGCUGGGUCAUCACACAUUUUUGCCUGUGACACUACCGCCCAAUUCCCCCACAAGGUUUUGGCUCUGCAUUAUCAUAAUUAGUACCAUUGCUGCUGCUGCUACCACUACGGUUUUUCUUGUUUCAAAUUUUUUUAUUAAAUCUUCCAAAUUUUACACAACACAAAAUAACAAAAAACAAAACAUACAAAAAACAAACAUACAUUCAAAACUUCUUACAGAUAAAGAUCCAAAUUACAUUCCAUUAUUGAGAGACUUCCUCAAAUCCUUCCUAACUGAUUUUCAUUAAAUCUCAUUUUAGCAAUUUUCCAAUAUCCACUUUCUAAUAAAAUUAACCUGUUCAAAUUACUAAUUUCCUUUCUUUCCAUAUUAUUCUUAAUCCAUAAUCUUAUACAACCACUACUGUUUUUCUUAUUAUUAUCUGAAUAUGGGAGGAAGAAACACUUUCUCUUUCAAAUAGGAUUGAUAUGUAUUGCGAAGGUGCUAUGGAUCUGAAUGAAUUGAUAAUGAUGCUUCCCUUCAAGCCAGCUGACAGCAAGGAGAAAGAGUUUGCAAACAUUAUUGAAAAAGCCACCACCAGAUACUUUCCAGUCUUUGAAAAGGUAUGGGGCAAAGGAAACUUACAAACCUUUUAACACAACAAAGUCACCUAUGCUCAGCUGGAGUUGGUAGCUGGUAAUGUUGAUAGGACUGCUUGGCUCAUCAGAAAUCAUUUCCUUAUUCCUUGUAUUUUCCAAGCUUCUGAGCUAAAAGUAAAAAAAGUAAAACAUGAAUCACACACAGUGUUCGUUUACCAUGUGAACUCUGAUCUCAGAAUCUGCCCUGCCUUAUUGAAACAUGAUAAGCAGUGGUUUGGGAAGAGGGAAUGUAAUGAUCAAGCUUCUCUUUCUUAGCCAGCAGUUUGUUAGAAGACAUGAAUCAGAACUGAUACAAAUACUCUCGAUCUCCUGAUACAGUAUAAUCUGGGCGCGUGAUAUUCAAAAGUGGUUCAGAUAUAGAUUCUCCAUUUUGUGUAUGUACCUGAAGUACUCUUCAAACAUUUCCUGCUCUAUAGGUCCUCAAAGAUCAUGGACAAAAUUACCUGGUAGGAAAUCAGCUCAGCAGAGCAGAUAUUCAAUUGCUUGAAACCAUUUUAAUGGCAGAAGAGCUGAAGGCUGAUAUUCUCUCCAAAUUCCCUCUUUUAAAGGUAAGCAUGCUUACUGAAGCAUAAGCAAAGUUCUAGUAUGGCACUUUUAUUCUUUGCAUAUCUAAAACACCAUUGUCUCUGGAUUUCUAUUGCACAAAGUCUAAAUCACACAGGAGGCCCACAUUCAUGGAUAAGCCUUCUGUGAAUUAAAUUUAGACACAAACAGGUAACCUACCUACGAUUAUAGACCUGCAAUGGAGCUUGAAUAUUGACCUCCCUCUCCAAAGGGGCAUGCCUGAAAUAACAGGGUUUAGUGUACGUAUAAAGUUUGAGUACAUAUAAUGUUUAUCACUUGUAGUUUCAUUAUUGACUAUGAAAUCAUAGUAACCGUAAGCGGCAAAUGAUUAUUUGGGGAUACCACCAUUUCUCCUUUUCUCUUCUAAAAUAUUUUGCGCUCUCUCUCUCUCUCUCUCUCUCUCUCUCAGGCCUUUAAAGAGAGAAUAAGCAACAUCCCGACAGUGAAGAAAUUUCUGCAGCCUGGUAGUCCAAGAAAAGCACCAAUAGAUGAAAAGGCUAUUGAAAAGGGAAGGAAAAUUUUCGCCUGA
Messenger RNA from Podarcis lilfordi (Lilford's wall lizard), 14552 nucleotides. Lineage: Eukaryota; Metazoa; Chordata; Lepidosauria; Squamata; Lacertidae. The record is from the annotation of a GenBank genome assembly.